AUGGCCGAUCGAGCAACUGGACCUCCGGGUGGGGAGUCCAGCCGACAAGGAGCAGGGUAUUAUACCCCUCGAAUUUCAUCACCACCUACGGAACCCCCAGCUAUUCAGCCAAAAGAAACACUAUACCUAGGGCUCCCAAGCCUCUCGGAGGGACCAGACGAUGAGAUGUCGGGCAUCUCAUUUGACUUAAACGAGCUCCUAUACGCAAGGCCCGACAGUGAGAUUACGGCCCGAGCAAUGGUGAGGGACUUCCUGGACGCGAAGUGUAGAGGGCUGAGGGAUUACGACCUAUGGAGCCUAUUCCGGCACGCUUUCUCACGCUGGGAUUGGACGAGUUUUACGAUGACGGGGGACAAUACGGGACGAGGCCUUAAGUUUGCUACCCUUAUUGGCCUCAGGGAACACUUGCUGUCCAAAGGCGUGUGGUGCCCCUCAAAGCAAAGGGGCUACGCCAAUAGGAUGGUCAAGCUCUUGAACGAUGAGCAGCAACACCAAUGGACCCUCCAGGAAAUAAAGGAGCAACAGGCAACACCCCUAGGCCUCGAUUCAAGGUGGACCGUCGAAAACCUCACGGACGACGACGACGACGAUAUUACACCUCAACCACCUCUACCCUCGCGCAGUCCAAAAGGGAAGGAAAAGGAGACCUCAGGCAGGAAGGAAGAAAGGGAGGAGAUCCGAAGGUUACGGGAGGAGUUUUUGAGGGAAAAGAGCGAUAUGGAACGAAGUAUGGAGGCUAUGGCAAGGCAAAUGGCGGAAUUACGAACUUACGCUAUACAAUCUAACGAAGAGCUACGACGAAGCACUUCAGCGACCCGCCAAAACCUGAGAGCAUUCCGGACAAAAUCAGCUCUCACCAGGGACAGCGUGCAGAUUUCCGUGCCCAACCUCAACAACCCGAGGGGGGGAUCCAGCACCCUCGGACGUACCGGCAAGCUACCCACACCUCUCAAGAGGCCACGUAUCAACAAGAGAGAGACUAGGGGUAUGGGAAUCGCCAAGAACGCGCCCAGGGCUGGUGACCCGAAUGGCCCUGGCGAUCCUGACGAUGACCGACGAAAGGGAAACGGGGGAGAUUGGCAGGGAGAUCGAGGCUACGGGUACGGAGGAGGUAGAAAUGGGCCCCCUGGACCACCAAGGGGAUUCGGAAACGGACCCUUAAGGGACCCCGGAUUCGGAAAUGAGCCUCUUAGGGACCCUGGAAGAGGACGGACCACCGGCAACUAUAUCGGUAAUCCCUUACCGAUCAGACCAUUAGCCAGGCAAAGCACACUUGCGUACGGCACUCUAGGCGCCCCUGACGAUGAUGGUGACGAUUUCCUUGAGCUAGGAGCAGCAGACCCUCACCCAAGAGCGAAGGAAUUGGCCUUGUUCGCGCGAAGCUUUCCUAAGGAGCUGAAUCGAUACGGUUUGACCUCAGACGACUACUUGGCGGCGUUCCUUAUCAUGCUGACGGGGGAAGCUAUAACCUUCUAUUACAAUCAUGUGAUCAAGGCUAGGCUUCUUACGUUCAAGGCGAACGCUAUUGCUGUGAGAGACCACUUCGAGACUGACCACCGGCGGCAAGCAAAAUACGACCGCUGGGAGGAAAUUUCGCUGGAUUUGGUCAGGAAGGAGAAUCCAGGGACCUCGCUUAGCGAGUGCUUUGAGAAGCUCGCUAAGGAGCUCAGGGGCAUUCAGGGCUCUCUACGACCAGGUUUGAGGGACGAUCGAAGUCUUGCUAACAAGCUGUAUUCAGCUUGUAAAAACGUGCCAGAGACUACGAUUGCACGAAUGAAUCCUGCUUUUACCUCUACCGCGGCAGUUGCUGACAUUCGUCGAGCAAUUGCCUUUGCAACUGAGACCUCCCGACCUCCCGCCAAGGCUAGAGCUUACGCGAGCUCUAGCGAGCCACACGAUCACACCUGCUCUCACAACACCUCAGAGGCUGACUCCGAUUUGGACGAGGAAUACGAAUGUAAGAAAGCUGCCAAGGCUACUACUGAGGGUGAGAAAAGGUGUUUUGUUUGCAAGAAGCCAGGUUGCUGGAGCACUAACCACACCCUCGACGAGAGAAAGGCAUCCGUCGCUAAGUUCCAGGCCUCUAAGGACGCAAAAAGGGGCUUGCCACUUGUAUCCACGGAAGAAUUCGAUCAGUUUAUCGCAGGCUUACUAGACGAGCCGCUCGAAUCGGGCAGCUACGCCAACAUAUCAGAAGGUUUUGUGACUACCUACGGCACCUUUGACGCUGACGAGGUAUACAAACAGCUGGAGAUUCAGACGGCAUUCUACGCUUUUACUAGCCAAAUCGAGACCCAAAACGUGCCCGCGGGCAAAGCAGAGACUUACAUGGCCUCUAGGUACUCGGAAAACGUCUUCAUGGGCCUUAUGAUCGACAGCGGAGCAGCCAAUUUCUCUACCGCUGGCUUGCCCCAGCUACGAGCACUCCAAAAGAGGUACCUCGAGGUCCAAUUAGAUACAUCCCGGGCAGGGGAGAAGUCCGUCAAAUACGGCAUCGGCUCUGCUACCUCUAUUGGAGCAGUUACCCUACAAACACCCUUGGGUCAGGUGGAGUUCCACGUUGUGGAGAGCGACGUACCCUUCCUAUUCUCAUUGGCUGACAUGGACAAGCACAAGGUGAUCCUGGAUAACUUGCGGAACGUGCUAGUCCAAGGGAAGAGGGAAAUACCAGUGGUAAGGAUGUUUGGGCACGUGUGGAUGCUACUGAGUAAGGAGCACGCUGCUACCUACUAUAGCACCGAGGGCGAGACCGUCUAUUGCCACCUUACGGAAGAGCAAUUGAGGACCAUCCACAAGCGUUUUGGCCACCCUUCAGCAGGUCGAUUUGCUGCUGUUCUCAAGAGGGCCGGGCACGAAUUUAGGCGGGAUUUGCUCUACAACAUUCAAAAGUUUUGCCACCACUGCCAAGUAUUCGGACGCUCCCCGGGGAGGUUUAGUAUCAAGCUCAAAGAUGAUACUGACUUCAAUGAUACGGUAUACGUGGACGUAAUGCACCUUGACGGCAAGAACGUAUUGCACGUCGUCUGCGAUUCUACUAAUUUUCAAGCCGCCACCUUCUUCAAAAGCAUGUCCGCACAGCACUUACUUGAGGGAUUCAGUCGAUGUUGGGUCAAUACCUACGUCGGACCUCUUACAAACGUCGUACACGAUCCCGGAACCAACUUCAAUUCGGUAACGUUCCGAGGCUACCUUAAAGGUAUUGGCAGCACCCUAAAGCAGAUGCCUGUGGAAGCCUAUCACAGCGUCGGGCUAGUGGAACGCUACCACGUCCCUGUGCGACGCGCCUUUGAGAUCGUCACAAAAGAGCUUCUAAAAGCCCCAAGGGAGGACCGGCUUCAAAUGGCUAUCAAAGCCAUCAACGACACAGCUGGACCUAAUAGCCUGGUUCCUACACUCCUCGUUUUUGGGACCUUACCGAGGCUGACGGAGCAAGAUCGACUUGCCGCGUCUACCCAGGAGCGUGCUGCUGCUAUCAACAAGGCUAUGAGGGAAGUACGAAAAUGCCACGCUGCGAGGCAGGUUAAGGACGCGCUCAAGAGGAGGAAUGGCCCAAUUACGGAGCAUACCCUAGACCUCCCUAUUGGCUCACGGCUGCCAGAGGAGUUGCAGGUACUUGAGGUAGAGGUGGAGGAAGAGGUGGAAGAAGAUCAGAGCGAAGGCGAAAAAGAGCUGGAACUACGAAAUUCGCCUAAACCUCAAAAGUCGCUUAAUCCACCGAGGUCGCUUAAUCUAAGAAGCUCGCCAAGAUCAGCAAACAGCCCUCCUCAACUUAAGUACGAUCCGAGUAUCCCGACCGUGCUCGAUAAGGAGGAGGACGAUUCCUACGUGCUAUUCACCAAGGACUCCGAAGUGUUGGUUACCGACAAAGAACGCCGGGACCAUGAGCUCUCAGCCAAGCUACGAGCCGAGGGAGUCAUCAAGAGCCCUGGGGCACCAUUUCAAGAGUCUAGAGCAAAGGAAUUGGCUGGAUUAAUAGCCCAAGGCAUCCUCCAAGUGAUCCCGGGCACCGACCUACGCGCUAAGGGCGCCAGGAUCUUCGGAUCUAGGUUUGUUGACGAGAUCAAGGGCAAAGGAACACCUACGUUAUACGAGAAGUCUCGUAUAGUCUGUGGCAAGGAUAUCACUCAGGCUUACACUCAGUCAGGUACGAAGCUCAUUCGAAUAAUCGUCGUGCGACCACUUAAGGAGAUCACCUAUCGAUUCCCCCCCGGCACCUUGUUCCUUAUGACUGGCCCUUUAUACGGCAUCCCCGAGGCAGGGACACACUGGUAUAAGCGUUUUUCCGGGCACUUUACAAACAACCUCGGCAUGAGGCAAUCGAGCUUUGACUCUUGCCUUUUUGUGUCAACUAACAAAGAUCAGCUAGGAAUAGCUGCCUUACAGACGGAUGAUGUUCUUAUGGUUGUCAAUCCAGCUAUGAGGGCAAAGGAAGAGAGGGAGCUGGUCAAAUCCAAGCUAAGGAGCAAGGAAAUAGAGACCCUUACACACGCCGAGCCGAUGAUUUUCAAUGGAUGCAAGCUAUCCUUGGAUAAGGACGGGUUCGGACUGUCAGUUGGGCAAAAGGGGCAGGGUGAGAGGCUUGCCGUAAUCAAGCUCGAUUCAGCUACGCGGGCUAAGGAGUACUUGGAGCAACGUGCCCGAGGGGCGUAUUUAGCUACCAUUUGCUACCCAGAGGCAUCUUGCGCUCUAUCGAUGGCUGCCCAGCACCAGGAACCGAGGGACGAGGACUACAAGGCCCUCAAUAAGGUGAUCCAGUGGCUGAUCGAUCACCCAACUCGAGGGAUCCACUACGUGCCCUUAGACCUGAGGACGGCGAAGCUCUUUGUGUUCGUGGAUAGAGCGUUUGCUAAUAACGCUGACCUUAGCUCCCAGAUCGGUUUCGUAGCUAUCCUUGGCAAUGAGGCUCACAAGUGCAAGAGGGUGACAAGGGCGGUGUUAGCCUCUGAGCUAUACGCUAUGUCCUUAGGUAUCGAUAUGGCCAUUGCUAUGUCGACUACCUUUGCCCAAAUCACAGCUCAGCUAAGGAUCCUUAAUUUCCUCGUGGUUGUGUGCACUGACUCUUACUCGCUUUACGAGUGUAUAGUAAAGCUGGGAACUACCAAGGAGAAGCGCCUGAUGAUCGAUAUUAUGGCUAUUCGGGAGUCAUACGAGAGGCGGGAGCUAUCUGAGGUACGCUAG
Molecule: messenger RNA, 5178 nt
Organism: Drepanopeziza brunnea f. sp. 'multigermtubi' MB_m1
Lineage: Eukaryota; Fungi; Ascomycota; Leotiomycetes; Helotiales; Drepanopezizaceae
Source: RefSeq, a predicted model, not a curated record